AUGUGCGGAAAUAACAUCGAAAUCUACACCUGCGGCCACAGCGUCUUCGCCGGCAUCAACUUUUGCCCCGAUUACUUCAAACUCACACAAGACAGAACCCCGAUAUGCCCCGGUAUUGGCGCGAACAAUAGCCAUAUGGACAAUAUCAUUCGGCACGGAAGUAUUUGUGAGGACUGUCAAGACAAGAAACAGCAAGCUAUACAGAGAGAGGGUGAGAUGGUAUGGAGAAGAGGUAGGGCAAGGGUGGAAAAGGCAAGUAGGAAACAAAGGAGCAAAAGGGGGGAAGAAAUGGAAUAG
Molecule: messenger RNA, 297 nt
Organism: Neurospora hispaniola
Lineage: Eukaryota; Fungi; Ascomycota; Sordariomycetes; Sordariales; Sordariaceae
Exons: 1
Coding region: 1-297 (98 amino acids)
Source: RefSeq, a predicted model, not a curated record